UUUCAUUGAUUUUGAUUCAAAAAUACCCACUGCAUGCACUAUGUCGUCUUCGAGAAGCAUUGUCGACGAGCUGAGUUCUUUAUUGCAGAAAGCCGUAACUAUCAUUUUGGAGAGACCAGAAUGCAUGGUAGACGACACCUUUCCUGAUCGCUUUGCCGAAUGUUUAGAAUUACUCGUGGAUAACUUCAACGCAGAUAACAGCAGUCCACUGGAGCAACCUACAAAUGACGAAGCUUCAGUCCUCGUCCAGGAUUUCUCCCAAGCAGCCCUCUGUUCCUCAUCCACAAAACUCCAGUGUCUGGGCCUGCGUGCAACAUGCUUGUGUCCGCAAGUCUUGCUCCUGGAAACGGUUCAGGUUAGCUUCCGGUCAGCAGCAACGUCCGAGUGUGUUUCUGUACGUAAUGCUGUAUUCGUGGCCGCGAAGAGCCUGCUCGCAAGCUGGCCUACUCUACCUGGAUCUAAGCCGUGUCCUCUCCGACAAGCUUGGUUUGUAGCGCUAGCAGUCCACGCUCUUCACGAUGGCAGUCUGUUUGUGGCUGCGGCCGCCCGACAGUUUCUCUGUGUUGCUCUGGAGGCAGAGUGCAGGCAGCAAGCGGGAAGUGAUGUCCAUGAAGUAGCCAGCCAUCCUCCACCCACAGCCAUUCCACAGGACAAUGCUGUUCGCUCUACCUUGAGUGGUGAGGCCAAGGCUUGCGCUCAGUGUGCUGCUGCUCUUAAAACAUCGCGUACAGAGACAAGCGCAUUGAUUGGGAAGCGGAAGUAUGUCCAGCGUGACACCGACCGUCUAGCUGCCUUUCUUCGCCUUCUAAUCGAGCUGGUGCAGGACCAUGCCGACGUGCCCCUGGGUGUUGUACGCCAGCUUCUACGCACCUCCUCUGUGCUGGGCAUGGUGUCAACGGCGGCUUCCGAUGAGCCAUUGAGAGUCGUGUCUGUUGUGAGGCGCUCGGCACAGUUGACUGCAGCUCUCUGCAACCGGCUCAGUGGAGCAGCCGAUUUGCAGUCCUACAUGCGCAGCUGUGGCUGGUCCUUUCCAGCAGGCCAGGGUGAACCGAGAGAGGAUGACUGCCAGUUGUUGCUGUCUAUACCGCUACUGUUAUUGCGGCAUGGUUUGCUGGACUCGGCACUCAACUUGCUGAUCGCAUACAGCUGCAAGCUGCACAAAGGUGAUCCUGACCUGGCCACUAUAUGUGCAUGGUACCUGUCCGCUCCCAUUCACCUUGCUGCUGGGGUUAGACCAAAAACCCUUCUUGAGCUGAUUUCAUCGGGCAAGGCACAUAGUGCGAUGACAGCUGACUUUGGUCAGUGGCUUUCGGCUGUGCUUGAAGUGAUGAAUACAAAAUCACCUUUCACAAGUCUACUGUCCUUUGCACUACCUGCUUUAGAAGAGGUGAUGAAGCUGAAGCUCCCGGAAAUACUAGCAUCAUCUCUACUCUCGUCGGCAGUGCAUCUCCUAACCGAGAGUUGCUAUUGCCAGAUGCAUGUUGUGGGAGAAGCAAUACGGCGUGUAUCUGUGCACGCCUAUGACAAUGAGAAGCUGGUGCGUAUGCUGAUUGGUUAUGUCUCCGGCGCCGCCGCCGGCUCUGAGCUCCUCUCCAUUGGCCUGUGCGUCUCUGUGUGUUCAGAUUCCCAUAGAUAUUGCAGUCCUCUGUCAGCAAUGAUGGACGCACUGAAUAUGCAGCAACACGGCACGGCAGUAACCAUCCGACUGCUUUCCGUCAUCAGGGAUGUGCUUGCUGCGGUCCCUGCAAACAUGUUAGCCAGCUUACUGGCCACGGACGAUGCAGAGCUGUGCGGCAAACGUCAGUGCCAUUCAGCUUUGCCUUUUUCACGACUGUUCACUAGUGAACAAUGUGAUGGGACAGCUGAUGGACAUACCAGUUCUGUCUCAUCAAUCACAUCAUCAACCCCACCAGCCAAGACAUCGUCAACGACCUCGUCGGUGACAUUAUGCACUGCUGCAUCGAUUGACUAUGCGCCCCCUACCUGCCUGGAUAGCGACUGGCGUUCUCUGUCCGAGUAUGACUGCAGCACUGCGCCACCACUGGUGGCAGAUAGCAACCGACAGCAGUGUGCCCCUGUGCACUCUAGUAGUUCUGUGAGUUCUGCUGGCACUGAUGCUGCAUGUUCUAAUACCUAUCCACUGUCCAGAAGCUGUUCAAGUCCCGAUACCGUGAUUCGGACCAACGCCAGCACUGCUAUUGGCGGAUGCAGGUCCGAUGACAUCAUCAUGACUCGUGAUGAUGUCAUCAGAACUAGCAGUUGUAGCUCUGCAGCAGUAUGUUCAUCUGCUGAUGCCAGCAGUAGUACUGGUACCUCGGUCGGUAGAUAUUGUGCCCCUGUCGGUAGCACGGCGGAACCAGCAGUCAGUGUAUGUGGUGUUGCGGAGGACGGUGGCGGUGGUGGUGGAGGUACCGUGCAGAGCGUCGGUGGCUUCUUGUCGUCUUACCUGCGCAAUGUCACCGUGUACAGUAGCUGGGAGGUCAGGGACACACUGAUCAACAUGGUCACGGUCCUGCUUCGCACACACGGCGGUCAAGCUGAUCUACUGAAGUUUCUUGAUCACUCUCAGUUCUUCCACUUCCUCCAGCUAGCAGGCGGUGACAGCAGUGCGUUUGUCAGUAGCUCAGCCCUGCUGACAUUGCCCGUCAUUACUGGCAGUAGCAGUGUGCUGGAUGCGUAUCUCUCUGCUAAUUACAAACACACUGGCAAGAUUGGGCUGGUAAAGGAUGUGCUGUCCAUUCUCAGCGGCAAGAAGAACGAAUUCCACCGUCGCAGCGCCGCCCAGGUCCUGUGUGAUUGGCUACGCCAGGACGGGAUGACAAUGUAUGUUGUUCCCUUUGCAUAUGCACAGUGUGACGAUGCUGGCGAUGACUGCAGUGCAGCAGCACAGUCGAGUACACGCACGGAUACAUCAUCUCAAGCCGGAUUGUAUCACGAAGGAUGUACGCUCUGUCGUGAAUGGCAACAGCACCAGUCCAGUCAUGCAGCAGGGAUGGCGGCAGUGGUGGAAUCAAUGGAAAGCAGUGACGGUGCUAGUCUUGCCACGUCCGCUCGUAUCCGAUUGCCCAGCGUGUUGUGUACGAAUCACUGCACGCUGGUGGACGCAAUGCUCGACUUUGAUUGGGAGGUGAAGCUGCGCGCCGUUCAGUUCUGGUCAUGCGUAUUGCUUCAGAUCUUGCCGGAGUGUCAUAGCAACACUCACAACACCAAUGGUGUAUCUCCUUCAUCACAAGCAUCAAGUAAGCCAGGUGCUGUGCGUCUCGGCGAAAGUACCAGGAUGCUGUUACAGCCGUGUCGUGAUCAGCUGCUGGACUGGCUGUGCCUGGUUGGCGUGUGCCAGCGUCUAGCUGCAAUGACAGAUGAUUGCGAUGACGCAGUGCGUGAUGCAGCCACAUCAGUCAUAACUCAACUUGCACACCUACCCCAGACUAAUAGUGCUGCCACCCAUGACAACACUGACACUGCUGUACAUGACGGGAAAUGUCACAACGACGCAGUGGAUGUUCCAGAUGCUUUCUCAUCGGGUGAUCAGUUCCUCCACUGGUGUCAACGGUGGAGCAGUUACAGAAUACGUACACAGCACACGGAGUGGCCUGUCCAGGCACCUGCCGCAGGCUUUGAACCGUUCUCUUUCUUGUCUGAUAUACUGCAUCAUUCGCGGAAGGCGGCAGCGGCUGGAUCUAAAGGAUCCAACGAAGACGGUGAGAAUGCUGCUGAAGAGGUUAUUGUGGAUUGCUAUUAGGGAGCUCCUUCUCACUGCCAUCCAGAACUGUGCGUGUUGUGUGUACGUACACUUUAUAUUGAGUUUAUGUAGAAAAACUUCACAGCCAUUGUGCCACAUUUGAGUCAUUUACCAUUUUAGCGUUCACAAAUUACGAACAACCCUAUGCACCGCCGCACUUGUAACAACACAAAUCUGACCAGGUUCGUUGAGUUCUGAAUUUUUUUCUAUGCAAAAUAUAAAAAUUCUUCUGUGCAAAUAAAGCAAUCACUUUAUCAA
Messenger RNA from Sycon ciliatum, 4000 nucleotides. RefSeq lists its product as uncharacterized. Lineage: Eukaryota; Metazoa; Porifera; Calcarea; Leucosolenida; Sycettidae. The record is from RefSeq and is a predicted model, not a curated record. The coding region runs from base 41 to 3742 and encodes 1233 amino acids. The transcript is spliced from 10 exons. Gene Ontology annotation, cellular component: nucleus. Gene Ontology annotation, biological process: cell population proliferation; DNA damage response; positive regulation of protein phosphorylation.